Molecule: messenger RNA, 978 nt
Organism: Vidua chalybeata
Lineage: Eukaryota; Metazoa; Chordata; Aves; Passeriformes; Viduidae
Product: butyrophilin subfamily 2 member A2-like
Exons: 7
Coding region: 1-978 (325 amino acids)
Molecular function (GO): protein binding
Source: RefSeq, a predicted model, not a curated record
AUGGGAUCAGGACUGGCACCGGGAAUCCCGACCCCGCUGCUGCUCCUGGCGCUCUCCACGCUCCAUCCCAUAAUAGGGGAGCUCCGGGAGCCGCUGCUGAUCGUGGAGGGGCCGGAGCGCGACGGCAUCCGGCUGCGGUGCCUCCCGGCGCGGCCGCUGCCGCCCGGCCGCCUGCUCUGGAGCGACGGGCACGGCCGGGACCUGCCGGCGAUUCCGGAGGCCGGCGGGAGCCCCGGCAGCUCCGCGCUGCUCCGGCCGGGCUCCGGCAACGCCGCCGCCUGCCGCGCCCAGCUGGGCCAGGGCGGCGCGCAGAGCGCCGUGGUCAUCGCCGGCGCGCUGUUCCCGUCGCCGUGGCCGCGGGCGCCGCUGCUGCUGCUGCUGCUGCUGGCGCUGGGGCUGGCGCUGGCGGCCGCGCUGCGACUGCGCCGGGAUCGCCGGGUCGUGGCUCAGGAGCAUUUCAGACGGGCUCAGAGCCACGCGGCCGCGCUCUCCCUGGACGAGCGCUGCUCGCACCCGGCGCUGCUGAUCCGCGGCCGAUCCCGGAUCCUCCGCCGCGAUCCCGGAUCCCGGCCCUGCCCCGGCGCCCUGGCCGUGGCGCGGGAGGGAUUUUCCCGCGGGAAGCACUACUGGGAAGUGGAGCUGGGAGACGGCGGCGCCUGGGAGCUGGGCGUGCUCCGGGAGGAGAUCCGCGAUUCCAUCCGGGAUUCCCUGCGGGAUUUCCCGGAGGAAGAGGCGCCAGGGCUGACGUAUUCCCAGGGAGAAUUCCGGCUACCUGGCGGGAAGCUGGAGCGGAAUUCCGGGCGCUGCCGCGUGCUCGGGGUGCUGCUGGACCAGGAGCGGUGCGUGCUCGAGUUCUUCGACGCCGAGGAGAAGCAGCUCCUGGGAUCCGUCCCCCUGAAAAUUUCCGGGAAUCUUUUCCCGUUCUUCAGGCCAGGAUCUGACGGGAAUGGACUGGGGAUCCGGCCUGUGGGGGUUUGA